AUGCGCAAAGGCGCGUGCGUGUAAGGUUCGGCAGCCUCUCAGUAGGUCCAAGCUCAAACCUCGGACCGGCGGACCGACUUGCCUGACCUGCCUUUCAUUUUGCCAGAUCUCCUUAAAUCGCGAUCCGUAGCUCUCUUCUCUCUUUUCCUCUUUUCUCAUCCUUCACUGGACCCCCACUCUUGACUCACACUUGACAAUCGACUGGUUUUGGGACUGUCUAUUCGUCAAGCAACAUCGAGAGUACUACCGAGGAACCCGCCUUUACUUACGCCGCUGCUGAGUAAUCUAGGCUCCUUACAGUGCGCAGGGCUCGAAUCGCGCUCAAACCACUCAAGCCCCAAGUUUCCGUUCGCGACUACCGCGGCCCCCAGACGGCCCUGUGCACCCACUGCAAGGCUCACUGAAAGUGCAAAAGGACGAAGUCGAACGGACACUUUGGCACGUGCUGCUCGCGGGCAAGGUGCGCCUCCCUCCCCCUCCCCAGCCCAAUCCCGAGUAUCGACAGCUACUUGAAGGCUCGGAUAGCGGUCAGUUGCUCCGUCCAACAACACGCGUCUGCAGUAGACCCGCAUGCUGAACUGUGCAACCCACCUACAUAGAAGCUAAAGCAUUCCGCGAGAAUGCCCGGUCGUACAAUAACGCACUGUUCUUCACUUCGCUCGCUGCUCACUUCGACCGAACUCAAGUGGGCACGGCAGGACCCCCUGUGAUUCGCGUGUUUAAUCGCCUCUAUGCUGGGGUCUCGCUGAGUGGCGUGCAUACGAGAAGUAAAUCGUGGCUUCCAAGCUGGUGAAGAAUGGACUGCCCAAGUCGCUUGGGAGAUGGUCAACGAAGUCGCGUCGCGUGAAGAGGAGCUUGCGCUCGAGACGCCUGGAGGAGGCUGCUCGGCGCCUUCGAGCGAGUUGGAAGCACUGGAAUUGGUUCGCGAAGCGGCGAGGAUCAAAGUCGGUGUCGAGGUCGGUGGAUCGUGA
This is a messenger RNA of Microbotryum saponariae, 971 nucleotides long. NCBI's taxonomy places the organism in Eukaryota, Fungi, Basidiomycota, Microbotryomycetes, Microbotryales, Microbotryaceae. The record is from the annotation of a GenBank genome assembly.